GAGAGAUUCAGGGUAUGCCUCUGUUCGAAGGUCUUUUGCGGCGAAAUCAUUUGCCUGCUUUUUGGUGUGAGAAAACUUCUGAUAUACCAAUGUCUCACUCCUUGAUUAAUCAGACCCUUUCAGUGGCURGAACCUCUGCUCUUAUAAUCAACACAUUCGACGAUUUGGAAGCUCCAUUUCUGACCCAUCUUUCCUCCAUUUUCGACAAAAUUUACACCAUCGGGCCCCUCCAUGCUCUGUCCAAAUCGAGGCUCGGCGAUUCCUCCUCCUCCCCUUCGGCCCUCGCCGGGUUCUGGAAAGAGGAUCGAACCUGCAUGUCUUGGCUCGACUCUCAGCCGCCGAGAUCGGUGAUUCUCGUCAGUUUCGGAAGUUUGGUGAAGAUUAAAGAGAAUGAAUUGAUGGAGAUUUGGCAUGGUUUGGUGAACAGCGGGAAACCCUUCCUGUGCGUGCUGAGACCCGACGUGGUUUAUGGGGGAGAAUCUGAAUCGGGGCAAUUGAUCAAACAGUUGGUGGGCGAAAGAGGGAAUAAUGGCAAUUGGAUGGUAGUGGAGUGGGCAGCACAGGAGAGGGUGCUGGUGCACCCUGCGGUGGGUGCGUUUUUGACGCAUUGUGGUUGGAACUCGGUAACGGAAAUCAUUGUGGCCGGAGUUCCGAUGAUAUGUUGGCCGAGUAUUGGCGAUCAGCCCAUUAAUUCUACUUGGAUCGACAAAGUAUGGAAAAUUGGAAUUGAAAAGGACCAAAAGUGGGACAGGUCGACGGUCGAGAUGAUGAUAAGAGAACUGAUGGACGGCCAAAAGGGAGUGGAAAUCCAGAUAUCCAUGACGAAGCUUUCGAAAUUGGCAACCGAAAAGAUUGUCAAAGGAGAAUUUGGACGACAAAGAAAAGUUGAGGUACAAAGACUCAAAGAUCAAAUUAUUGAGUUAGAAAAUCGUUUUGAGCAUCAAUUUCAAGCAACGAUGGCUGAGAUGAUGCGAAAAAUAUCCUAAAUGGCACCAUAGUCAUCACCUCGAUCACUUUAAGGCAUUACCCUUGAACGCGACUGCACAGGUCUUCACGUCAGUCGCGCCCAAGCCAACCCA
This is a messenger RNA of Momordica charantia (bitter melon), 1079 nucleotides long. Its product is annotated as mogroside I-A1 synthase. Lineage: Eukaryota; Viridiplantae; Streptophyta; Magnoliopsida; Cucurbitales; Cucurbitaceae. Gene Ontology annotation, molecular function: quercetin 3-O-glucosyltransferase activity; quercetin 7-O-glucosyltransferase activity. The record is from RefSeq and is a predicted model, not a curated record.